CACAUGUAGCACAACAUGGCCCCCGCCAGCCGGGCUGUUGUUGUGGUAGCGCUCUCGCUGCUGUACCUGUGUCAGGCGAUAUUCUCCACCGAGUACUUCUCCACUCUCACUUUGUUCAACAAUGAGCUCCACAAGCAGGGAUGCAGCUCGCUGUCCGAGUGGGAGGACUACGCUGCUGACUGCGAGUCUUCGAUUUUACAGUUGGAAGACCCCGACUGCGAGGAGGGAAGCAACCCGCCCUGCGAGUCGGUCUUUUCACUUAAUGCAGAGAAGAUUCUGAACCAGGCCAAGUUGUUUAUAGAACAGAAAAAAAUCCCCUUUCCUGUAGAUAACCAUAAUACAAACGAAGAACUUGCUAUAGGUUACGUUCUGAUAGGCAACGGUCUUUACGAUGAAGCCAUCAAACACUUCUCACUCCUAUUACAGAGUGACCCAGAGCUGGUCAGUGCCAUCUAUGGGAGAGGGAUAGCUUAUGGGAAGAAAAGUCUACAGGAUAUAAAGAAUGCUGACUUGGCGUUGUACGAGCUCAACAGAGUCAUCACCCUCGAGCCGAACUGGCCAGAGGUCUACGAACAAAGAGCAGAGAUCCUGUCUCCUCUGGGUCGUAUCAGUGAGGCUCUGGGUGACCUGACCAAAGCCAUCCAGCUGCAGCCCUCAGCUCGUCUCUACAGACACAGAGGGACACUGCUCUUCAUUUCAGAGGACUAUGUUGCAGCUAUGGAGGACUUCCAGCAAUCUUUAGAGCUAAAGAAGAAUCAACCUAUCGCUAUGCUCUAUAAAGGCCUCACCUUCUUCCACAGAGGCAUGCUCAAAGAAGCCAUUGAGACAUUCAAAGAGGCGUUGAAGUUGAAGUCUGACUUUAUAGAUGCCUAUAAGAGCCUUGGACAGGCCUACAGGGAGUUGGGUGAUUUUGAAUCAGCCAUGGAGAGCUUCCAGAAAGCUCUCAUGCUGAACCAGAAUCACAUCCAGUCUCUCCAGCUCAGAGGCAUGAUGCUGUACCACCAUGGCUCACUGCAGGAGGCCAUAGGCAACUUCAAGAGGUGUCUACAGUUGGAGCCUUACAAUGAAGUGUGUCAGUACAUGAAGGGGUUGAGUCAUGUGGCCAUGGGACAGUUUUAUGAAGGCAUCAAAGCUCAGACUAAAGUCAUGUUGAACGAUCCUCUGCUGGGACAAAAGGCCAGCUCUGAAUACCUCAAAGUGAAAUACCUCAGAGGUCUGUGGGCCUACACCUGCACACAAAAACACAUAGAUGUUCUGCCACAGAACUUUGAAAGCUACAGCAAUGAAGUUCAGAAGCUGAUCUGCACAGCCGACCAUCUGGGGGCGCUAAUGCAAUACGACACUCCUGGCUUCUUACCUAACAGGAGAAUACACAGAGCCAUGGGUUUGGCAACCCUGGAGGUGAUGCAGGCCAUGCAUCGGACGUGGAGCAACUCUAAAGUGCGAGUGAACGGCAAGACAAGGCAAAUGCAGUGGAGAGACAUGUUUGACAUAGCUGUCAAAUGGAGAAGGAUCGCUGAUCCAGACCAGCCAGUUCUGUGGUUAGACCAGAUGCCUGCCAGAAGUCUCAGUCGAGGCUUCAACAAUCACAUCAAUCUAAUCAGGGGACAGAUUAUCAACAUCAGAUACUUGGCCUACUUUGACAACAUCCUCGACUUCAUCAAAGACAGAAUACUGGUGUACCAUGGGGCGUACAACCCCAGAGGUCUCCUGGAGGUUCGCCAGGCUCUUGAAAAUGUGAAUAAAGUGGAAGAUCUGCUUCCAAUAAUGAAGUUCAACAGUAAAACCAGAGAUGGCUUCACGGUCAACUCCAAGGUGCCGAGCAUGAAGGACACUGGCAAAGAGUACGACGGUUUCACCAUCACCAUCACUGGAGACAGGGUGGGAAACAUGUUAUUCUCAGUAGAGACCCAGACGACAGAAGAGCGGACGCAGCAGUACCAGUCAGAGAUAGAGUCCAUCUAUAAAGACCUCACCGCCAAAGGAAAGGCAUUAAUGCUGUCCACCGAGUUAGGGGAUGCGGAUGCAGUGUGUAACCUGAUCCUCUCCUUGGUUUAUUACUUCUGCAACCUAAUGCCUCUUUCCAGAGGAUCCAGUGUGGUGGCCUACUCAGUCGUGAUGGGGGCAUUGAUGGCCAGUGGGAAGGAGGUCAUUGGGAGGAUCCCUAAAGGAAAGCUGGUGGAUUUUGAAGCCAUGACCACGCCCAGUCCCGACAGCUUCAGUAAAACAGCAAAGAGCUGGAUGAAUCUCAAGAGUUUACCGAGUUGGUACCAGAGUCUUCCGUCUGUAGCAGAGACCUUCCCAUCCACCAGAACGAUGAUCGAGGUCCUCAAUACAGACUCGUCUUCACAUUGUCCAAAGAAGUCUUAACACAACUUCUACUGCAACAGAGAAGUCGGUUUUAUGAAAGUCUUAACAAUAGAGCUUCUACACUGGGCAGAACAAAGGGACUGUCUUCUUCUGCAACCCAAACAACACUGAACUGAGAGCUUCAAAAGCAUCUCGCCACAAAUUGUUGAAAUUUUAUUCCAGAAUCAGGCAGCGUCUGCUCUCUUUGAGCCACGAUAUUCAUGCAAAUUCAAGAGAUUAGUUUCCUCUAUAAAACGCUGGUAUUCCUUUGGUUUACCAAAAACCCCUAUUUGUCUUAAUUUGGUGUCUAAAUGCUGCUUUGCGUGCUCUGUCACCUCCUUUAAACACAUCAAGUUUAUGUUGGAGUUCUUCCACUAUUUAUACUGCAGGUUGCUGUUGUCUAAACACAACAUUUGGCCUUACACACAAAGACACAGUGAUGAAUAUACCUGAGACCCACAACACAUUACUAACGGAGCAACAGUCAGUGAGAAGGUUUAAGUUACUUGUGUCAACAUGCUAAUUGGACGUCUGCGUGUCAUAGUUGUGGUUUAAGCAGCAGAUAAAUGCUGCUAGUUUAUCAACCAGUUACAUGAACUGGGUCACAUUUGGCAUAUUUUAAGCGGUUCAACAGCCAAACCGGCAUCUUCAUUUUCUUGUAAAUACAUCUUGAGCUCAGAGGACACGGUUCAGUAUCGAAGUAAAACAGUGCAGAUGCAUGUGGCAGCACUGUGUUUCUUUAGUUUCCACACUCCAGCUGUGUGGGGAGAUGGCAGAGGACCCUGAAAGCAGGGUGUUACGGGUUGUUUGGGAUGCAGAAGCGAUUCUGUCCACCUUCGCUCUUUCUCUGCUUUAUAGGCCUCAAGCUGAAAACACCCAAAGCACAAAACCCAUCUGUCCAACCGUCAGCAUGAACAAUCUUACGUUGCACAGUCAUGCCUAAAAAAAAAAAAAUCUCUAGCUUUAGAUUACUUAGAAUGUGAAGUCGUGUGUUGAGAAUAGUUUUGGGUCGGCACUGUCUGCUAGCUGAAAGGUUUUUAUUUAAAGAUUGUAAUUGGCACUUUAAAGUUUUCUUUGAACCACUGCUGUGCACACACACACAGUCCAGCCUAUCAGCAGAGAAUGAGUCUGAGGGAUUUUUAAAAUAUGGAACAAAACCUUCAGGGCUAUUGAAUUCCACUUGGGAUACUUGAAGCAGUCUCUUUUAUGAAUUAAGUUGUGUUGUUUCUUUUAUCGGGUGUAACAACCCUGCAUUCUUGUAAUGUGACCAAUGAUACGUUGGUAUAAAAAUGGGUCGACUGCUGAACUAACACAGGAGCAGCAGUCGGAGAUGUUAGAGAACUGUCAUACACAUUUUAUGUUGCUUUUUGCAUCAUAAAGUCUCAGUGUCGGGCCACAAAGAUGUAACCAUUACUUUGUUAAAAUGAAUCAGCAACAGGUUUGGUAAUCAUUUAAGUUGGCUGUUGAGUUAAAAUAACAAAUAUUGUUUUUAAAUUGAAGUCUAACAUACUCUCACAGGUCUAUUAAAGGAGAAAAAGGAGCAACACAAACCCUGGAUUUGACAACCAGAACAGCGAUUUUCUCGUAGUUUGAAUAAUAAUUGAUUCAUCGUAAAUAAACCACUGAGAGAUGAAUCUAAAGGGAGCCAAUCAUUCAUUGUGCGACUGGCUUCAUGUCUCCAGGACGAUGCGCUGAAGUAGAGAAGAAGCUGUUGUCAGUUUCUAUCAAAAAUCUCUGAGACAGUGCAUUAAAAUUUUAAGGUUUAUUUUGUUAAACUUGACUUUUCGUAUAAAUCCAAACCUGAGCUUUCCUUAGAAGAAGCUAAAAAUUGAAGCUCCUGAUUGUCCUCCAACAUCUCUGACUGUUGCUCCGUGAGGAUUAUUUACAGAUGGGGGGAAAAGCACACCACAUACUGUCAUUUCCUUAGCUGUCAUUCCUUAAGCUUGCAUUGGAAGCCAUCUGUGUCUCUCACAUUUCUUUUCUUUGGACUUUGAUAUGAUCUCGUAGAUUAGAUUUGCUUGUACGAGCCGUUCUUUACGACACCUCAGAGCAAUAUUUCGGGAGGGAAGAGCUCACGUCCCUCCAGAUGUCUUCAUGAUGAAACAGUGUCUGUACUUUAUUCCUUAUACAAAUUCUCAUCAGGCUUACUGCUACCUGGAGAAGCCCUUCGUGGCAACAACAAAUGAGUAAUUGGCUGUAAAUUUUAAUUUUGCUAUAAAUUUCUCACAAAUUGAUUUCAGAUCUCUUCGAGGUCGACGAACAGUGGUCGACGUUUUCAUGGAAAUGGAUGCAAAUCGUUAAGCUGAUGAUAUUUCAUGUUUUCCAGAACUCAAAAUAGUUGAGUUUUCGGCAAGUUAUUUGUUGGAUGUGAUGUUUACAUGCAGCAGCGUGGAGUAACAAAAUACUCUGAUGUUAAGGCUGCGUUGUUGUGAACGCAGCAGCUGCCUGGGAUCAAGCACAAGGAGGACAAAAGGCCCGGGAUAAACCACCUGACCUGAAAGUAUUUUAGAGGCCUUUAAUACCUAAUGUGUCAUCAUUUAAGGUUUUAUUAAUCUUGCAGUAGUUCUCAGUUGAAUGUCCAGUUUCCUAAUUUUGCUGUGCGUGUUUCAGAUCAUUUCUACCAAGAACAAGCCGAUCUCUUCGGUUUCAUAUCUAAUUUAUUUCCUGCUUUACGGUCAGGUCCCUCACGCGUUUGAUUUUGUUUGUUCCCUCUUCUUUCAUAUCAGCGGUGGCGUUGAGUGGUUGUGAUUUUUAUUUUCUGUCCCGGUCAUUAAGUGCUACGAUGGGCUUUGGAGCGAGGAGUGCACAAGCUAUCUUACAUCUUAAAACUUGAAGGAGGGAAUUUUUUUUUAUUGAAUGAAUGUUCAGCAGUCAAUAAAACUGGUUGACAAUUUUA
Molecule: messenger RNA, 5245 nt
Organism: Stegastes partitus (bicolor damselfish)
Lineage: Eukaryota; Metazoa; Chordata; Actinopteri; Pomacentridae
Gene: ttc13
Product: tetratricopeptide repeat domain 13
Exons: 22
Coding region: 16-2370 (784 amino acids)
Molecular function (GO): protein binding
Source: RefSeq, a predicted model, not a curated record